AUGGCGACAAACGGCACGCCUAGAGGCACCACCACCCAGAGUGUCGCCAACGGCCCGAUCAUUCAACCGCACGCUCGCCGACCUGUCAACGGACAUCUUGCGCAAGCGCUGCGUGGUGAGCUCGCCAACACCAGCAGCAAGGAGGCGCCCUCGACCGCACCACCACCACUCCGCACCAACAGCGGCUUCAAUACACCGGUCCCCGCCGACGAUGCUCCGCCGUCUGUCAAGGCCACGUCUGCCGCUCGUCGGGAACUGCGGCGGAAGGAGCGCAUGUUUCCAACAGUCGAAUAUUGGUCGAGAGUGUCGUACUUCGACCCCAAAAGCGACUACAGCAACUUCCGCGGCUUCUUCGUGCUGUUCUGGGUGGGCUUGGCGAUCAUGGUCAUCACCGCCAUGCUGCGGAACUUGAGAACGACGGGGAAUCUGCUCAGUUUCAAGCAGUGGCCGACGUUCACGCAGAAUAUCUGGGAGCUGGCGGCGGUCGACCUGCUCAUGUGCGCGAGCACGGGCAUCGAUAUGCCGCUGCACCUGCUGUACAAAAACAGCAAGGGCUGGCUUCGAUGGAAUAGGCUCGGCAUGCUCGUUCAGAGCGUGGUCCAGGCGGCAUGGCUCGCUUUCUGGAUCUCAUGGCCCUUUGUCAGGCAGUGGUCGUGGACGGCGCAAGUCUUCCUCACUCUGCAUACGCUGGCAAUGUUCAUGAAGCUGCACUCCUACGCCUUCUACAACGGUCACCUGUCCACGACGCUCAGCCGCCUCAAAGCGUUGGACAUGCCCAUCGAGCCGACAACACCCAUGACAGCCCCUCUCCGCUAUCCGACACCGCGCGACUACGUGCAAGAUGCUCGCCAGGAACACGAGGACUCCGAGUCACCAAUCGUAUCUCCAUUAAUGCAACUCCGCGAUGAUCUUGCCAAAGAGGUCACCUCUCCGCUGGGCAACGUUACUUAUCCGGACAACCUUACCCUUGCCAACUUCCUCGACUACCUGCUAUGUCCCACCCUAUGCUACGAACUAGAAUACCCGCGCACGCCCGAACGCAGCUACCUCGAGCUCUUCUACAAGACCCUCGCAGUCUUCGGCUGCAUCUUCCUCAUGAUCGUCACAAGCGAAGAGUUCAUCAUCCCCGUGCUGGACGACUCCCGGAUCCGGCUUGCCCGGACACGAAAUUGGAUCGAUGGGUCGUUGAUCUUCGCCGAAACCGUCAGCAGACUGCUUUUUCCUUUCAUGGUGACUUUCCUUCUCGUCUUCCUGGUCAUCUUCGAAUACGUCCUUGGCGCUUUUGCAGAGAUCACGCGGUUCGCCGACCGACAAUUCUACUCGGACUGGUGGAAUAGUCUCGACUGGCUUGAGUUCAGCAGGGAGUGGAACAUCCCGGUCCACAACUUCUUCCGGCGCCACGUGUAUUCUGCUUCGAGAGGUGUGAAGCUCAGUCGUCCGGCGUCGACGGCUAUAACGUUCUUCAUCAGUGCCGUGGCGCAUGAACUGGUCAUGGGAUGCAUCACGAGGAAGUUCAGGGGCUAUGGUUUUAUACUGAUGAUGAUGCAAAUACCCUUUGUGGCAAUUCAACGCCUGCCGUGGGUACGGAAGCAGGAGCUGCUCAAUAAUGUUAUGUUCUGGAUCUUCAUGAUCAUGGGGCUCAGUUUGUUGUGCGCGUUGUACGUGCUCGUAUAG
Messenger RNA from Baudoinia panamericana UAMH 10762, 1674 nucleotides. RefSeq lists its product as uncharacterized. Gene Ontology annotation, cellular component: endoplasmic reticulum membrane. The record is from RefSeq and is a predicted model, not a curated record. Gene Ontology annotation, molecular function: ergosterol O-acyltransferase activity. Gene Ontology annotation, biological process: ergosterol metabolic process. The transcript is spliced from 2 exons. Lineage: Eukaryota; Fungi; Ascomycota; Dothideomycetes; Mycosphaerellales; Teratosphaeriaceae. Bases 1 to 1674 code for a protein of 557 amino acids.